Capsicum annuum is the source of this 1956-nucleotide messenger RNA. RefSeq names its product putative MO25-like protein At5g47540. The transcript is spliced from 11 exons. Bases 375 to 1679 code for a protein of 434 amino acids. Gene Ontology annotation, biological process: intracellular signal transduction. The record is from RefSeq and is a predicted model, not a curated record. Lineage: Eukaryota; Viridiplantae; Streptophyta; Magnoliopsida; Solanales; Solanaceae. Gene Ontology annotation, molecular function: protein serine/threonine kinase activator activity.
AAUAAAAAUGAAAAAAAAACAGUUGGAGAAAUUAGCAGAUAUAUGCAAAAGUGCAUAGAUUAUCAUUGGAGGAGAAGGAGGGUGGUGGAAUUUUUGCAAUUUGCAGCAAAAAUCCAAUAUGAAAUUUCACAUCAUUCCAAAUUCUCCUCUAAUUCUGCUUUUAUAAUUAUCCAAAAAAACAAAAAAAACAUCUCAUUUGUAUAAUGUUUUUUUUUUUUUUCUAAUUCUAAAUCAUAUAAGAAAAGUUAAUAAUCUUCAUUAGAUUGGUAUAAAUGGCAUUGUUAUUGCUAUUUUUCUUCACAGAAUUACACACAAUUUGUAUAAAUACAUCGUGUUUCAUUGUUGCUGCUGAUGCUGCAUAAUUUUGGAUUACAAUGCCGAUUCCAGCAGCUAAAUUUGCUGAUAAAACAAUGGGAUUAGCAAAUGGGAUUAAUGGUUCUAUGAAAAAGAAAAGAUCUUCGAAUAAUUUGAAGAAGUUGUUUACUAAUGCAUUCCGUUCUACCGGUGUUAAGUCUAUUUUCAAAUCAAAGCCUAAGCCUAAGCCUCCUGCUGAAGUUGUUCGUCGAGUGAGGUGCUUGUUAGAGGCUGUUGAUUCCCUUCAUAACAAUGUUGAUGUUGAUCCCAAACAGAUGCAAGAGUUGGAUUCUCUUUUACACGACAUGAAAGCAAUCUUGUAUGGUAGUAAUGAAUGUGAACCUGCUCCUGAAGCUUGCUCCCAACUAACUCAGGAAUUCUUUCGAGAAAAUACACUACGUCUCAUCAUCCUUUGUCUUCCUAAAUUAAACUUGGAGGCCCGUAAAGAUGCCACGCGAAUUGUUGCCAAUCUGCAAAGGCGACCAGUUAAUUCACGAUUGAUUGCAUCAGAUUACUUGGAAGCCAACACAGAUCUUAUGGAUCAUUUGGUAACUGGGUAUGAUGAUGCGAGUCUCGCUUUGCAUUACGGAGCAAUGUUGAGGGAGUGUAUCCGACAUCAGGUUGUUGCAAGAUCUGUGUUGAAGUCCAAGCACAUGAAACAGUUUUUCGACUAUAUGCAAAUCCCAGAAUUUGAUGUUGCUGCAGAUGCUACAGCGACCUUUAAGGAACUCAUGACUAGGCACAAAUCCACGGUUUCUGAAUUCCUUGUUGAAAAUUAUGAUUGGUUCUUCACUGAAUUUAAUGCAAAGCUUUUGGAAUCUGCAAAUUAUAUUACCAGAAGACAAGCUAUCAAGCUUUUGGGAGAUAUUUUGCUUGAUCGCUCAAACUCUGCUGUGAUGACACGCUAUGUCGGCUCAAAGGAUAAUUUAAGGAUUUUAAUGAAUCUUUUGAGGGAGGCUAGCAAGAACAUUCAGCUGGAUGCAUUCCACGUUUUUAAGCUUUUCGUGGCUAAUAGAAACAAACCUACUGAUAUCGUAAACAUAAUUGUGGUCAAUCGAAGCAAGCUUCUGCGCUUCUUUGCAAGCUUCAGGAUUGAUAAAGAGCAUUAUUUGUUUGCAGAAGAUGAACAAUUCGAGGCAGAUAAAGCUCAAGUUGUGAAAGAAAUUGCAGAACUCGAGGCUAAAGGACCUCUUUUUUCAGCGGAACUGCAUAAAUUUCCCGGUACACCUACUGCUUCAGGAGAACUACAAAAACUUUCCGCUUCACCUACUGCUUCAGGAGAACUGUUUAAGUCACCAACCGCACUGUCUAAACAACUUACAUAAUUCCCAAAACUAGGCGGAAGAACAAUAUAAACUUUCUACGAGACCAACUACUUUGAAGAAUCGCAAAAGCUUUAGUAUACGAGUCACUGUUUUAUGAAUUAUACUAAAAGAACGGUUUAUUUUUUUUCCUUUGAGUUUGAAGUGGCAUCUUUGCUCGGGUUAUUUGAAAGAGCAUCGAGAAGGAUCAAAUUAUACGCAAUGUAAAACAACGUUUGUGAAUUUUCUUUGUCUUAACAACUUUAUAUGUAACUUAUAAACAACCAUGUUUCUGAUUUUG